GUUUCAACAGAUCUCACCAAAAUGCCGUCUCAAAUGGAGCACACCGUGGAAACCAUGAUGUUCACGUUUCACAAGUUUGCUGGGAAUAAAGGCUACUUAACAAAGGAAGAUCUGAGAGUACUCAUGGAAAAGGAGCUCCCUGGAUUUUUGGGAAAUCAAAAAGACCCUUUGGCCAUGGACAAAAUAAUGAAGGACCUGGAUCAGUGCCAAGACGGCAAAGUGGGCUUCCAGAGCAUCUUCUCGCUAAUUGCUGGGCUCACCAUCGCAUGCAAUGACUAUUUUGUAAUACACAUGAAGCAGAGGGGAAAGAAGUAG
Zalophus californianus (California sea lion) is the source of this 315-nucleotide messenger RNA. RefSeq names its product protein S100-A10-like. The transcript has a single exon. Gene Ontology annotation, cellular component: cytoplasm. The record is from RefSeq and is a predicted model, not a curated record. NCBI's taxonomy places the organism in Eukaryota, Metazoa, Chordata, Mammalia, Carnivora, Otariidae. The coding region runs from base 22 to 315 and encodes 97 amino acids. Gene Ontology annotation, molecular function: transmembrane transporter binding.